AUGGACAACAGCAAUAACCCUAUUUUUACAGCGGUAUCCAGCUCCGUCCGACAAGUCUCCCUCCUACUGCGCUGCAUUGGUUUUUCUCCCAAAGCCGAAGUCCAAAUCACGACCGACGGACUCCGCUUCUCUGUUGAGGAGUUCCGUGCCGUACAAGGACUUGCAUUUCUCGAGCGAAGUCUCUUCUCGUCCUACAGCUUCAAUGCAUCCUCCGACACCGCUCCAUCUUCUCCUAACGAAACAACCUCGUCGCCCAGCUUCCAGAUCAACCUGAUUGCUUUACUGGAGACUCUCCAAAUCUUCGGCCUCUCGGAUGCCACCAAUUCUUCCUCCCGCAAUCCUAACGGCGGCUUCACAUCCUCAUUUGCUCAUAAUGCUUUCAACACUCCUGCACUCGCGGCAACCGGCGGGACAUGCCGUAUAUCUUAUCCAUAUCUAGGCGCUCCACUCAGCAUUACCAUUUCCGAAGCAGGUGUAACAACAACAUGUAAUCUGAAUACGUACGAAUCUUCCACCGAUGCAGGAUUCGAUGUCGAUGAGUCCAUUCCCUUACAAAGAGAUGCAUUGACCUUGAAGAUCAUAAUGCGAAGUACUUGGCUGUAUGAUGCAAUCACCGAGCUUGCGUCUACCAACCCCACGAUGUUGAUUCUCACAGCGUCAGGUCAUACCACCCCUCUCUUCGCCCUUGAGGGGGCGGGCGGUCCCUUCGGAGACAGCGUAGUUGACUUCCAGCCCGAACCGUCACGAACCCCAAAGUCAGGUCUGAGCUCCAAUGGAACAGGAAAAGAUGAGAAGGCCAGGGCGCCCUUGGUAUCUGAAACCUUCACCGUCCUCUCGGGCUCGGGAACGAGAGGAACGAUCCGACAACGUUACAAGUUCGCGCACAUUCAGAAAGCGGCACGGGCAAUGGAUCUGGCUAGCAAAGUUUGCAUCCGUUGUGAUAGUCAAGGUGUCAUGAGUCUUCAAUUCAUGAUUGAGCUCUCCAGGGACGGCAUUGGUGUUGGACCAGCCAGAGAUGCUGAGCGGCCUAAUGGUGGUGGUGGUGGUGGUGCUGCCGCUGCAAGAGUGAGCUUUGUGGACUUUAGAUUCGUUCCUCUGAUUGAUGAAGAGGAUGAAGAAGAAGGGUCUGACAAAGAGAAUGAAAGCUUCGGCGGGGAUAUGAAUGGCAGUACCGCGUCCGAUCAAUAA
Molecule: messenger RNA, 1188 nt
Organism: Endocarpon pusillum Z07020
Lineage: Eukaryota; Fungi; Ascomycota; Eurotiomycetes; Verrucariales; Verrucariaceae
Exons: 1
Coding region: 1-1188 (395 amino acids)
Biological process (GO): DNA repair; DNA damage checkpoint signaling
Cellular component (GO): checkpoint clamp complex
Source: RefSeq, a predicted model, not a curated record